Messenger RNA from Lachancea fermentati, 225 nucleotides. Lineage: Eukaryota; Fungi; Ascomycota; Saccharomycetes; Saccharomycetales; Saccharomycetaceae. The record is from the annotation of a GenBank genome assembly.
AUGAGAGCCACCCAAUUCGUUUUGAACGCAGCAAAGAAGAAGUCUGGUCUUGGUAUCCCAGUUGAACUUACGCCUUUGUUCGUAGCCAUGGGUGUCGCUUUGAGUUCCGGUGUCUGGUUCACAUACAAGAAGUUUGCCUACGACGAGAGUUUGAGAAUCACCAAAAACCCAGACAGAUCUCAGUUGCAAGAGGUUUUGGAGAAGGCCAAUGGAAAGACUGAAUAA